AUGGCGACUACGAGCAGUCGAUCCGUAGCAGGGUACAGCAGCAGCCAGCACCUCAAGGAGCGCGCGACGGGAGCUCGAAGCCCCAGAGAAUACCGCGACGAGGAGGAUGAUGAGCGCGAGCACGGACACGAGGCACACAGCCCCACUGGCGGCUCGUUCGACGAGGGGAUGUUCCGCCAGGCUGGCAGUCCACGUGGCUUCGGCAGCGCGUUCCACGCAGGAUCGCCGUACCACAGAGUGUUGGUGCGAUUAGGCGUGGCUCGACUAUCCAUGGACCAGUUUGGAGCGCGGCUUGUGCUACUAACGGGAUUGCUGAUGGUUCUCGUGUGGGGAGUGCGUGACGUGUGGGAGGAGAUGAAAUCUAGGGCUGCCACGCAGGGCACGUGUCCCCUUCCGCGUGAAUUCCGGCCGUCGGAUGAAGAGCUACUGGGCCGGCUUCCGCAGUACAAGCGGCUGGUGUUGACGCAACCCAUGGCGGUUAAAUACCUGCAGCUGAUCCACAAGUACCUGGAACCGUGGCGCCCUAUCAAGAACCUGACGUCGGGAGUGGGGAGGACGGGCAUGGUGACGCCAGAGGUGCUGGCGCGGAUGGCGAGGACACCCGCCAUCAUGUCGUGCGCGGGGCACGUGAAGGUGAUCAACGGCAAGGUGUUCUUCCGCUACGGGGGCUUUUUCCGCGAGUACUACCGCCUCAACCGCUUCCUGCAGACCGUCAAGAUGAUCCACGACGCGGUGGUGCGGUAUCAACUCACAGACAUGCGCAUUGAGCUGUUUGUGAACACGUGCGAUCUGCCCAUGGCGUUCUACAGCAGCCACAUUGACGACCGCCCCGGCAUCCCCAUGAUGAGCACGGGCUUCACUGCCGAUACCAUAGAUAUCCCCGUGCCUGACCCGCUGGACCUCACAGAGGAUUACACUCCCGACCUGGCCACACAGAUCCCCUGGGAGCGCAAGGAGGCGCGUGCAGUGUUCCGUGGGAAGACCACGUCGUACCAUCUGAACGACGGAAACUGGGGUGCCAACCCCCGUAUUCGCCUGCACCGCAUCUCCGACGCGCACCCGUCCCUCAUGGACGCACACAUCAACAGGACCAACCCCCAUGUGCGCGUGCACCGCAUCUCGGGAAGACGCGCAGGGUGCGAUGGUGAAGGACGGCGUGGUGACGGCGCCGCGCAUGAACUUCACACAGUUCAACGCCUUCAAGUCCUGGUGGACGGUGGGGGGGGCAGCUGCCGGCUCACAACCUUCUUCUCCCGAUUCUCUAACACUCAUGCCCCUCUCUCCUUCCUUUCAUGCCCCUCUCUCCUUUCCCCACGCAUGGUUCUGUUCUGUCCUGUCCUCCUCCUCAGGUGGUCCCACUCACGCGGAGACGCGCAGGAUGCAAUGAAAGCUGACGGCGUGGUGACGGCGCCGCGCAUGAACUUCACGCAGUUCAACGCCUUCAAGUAUCAAGUCCUGGUCGACGGGGGGGGGGGCAGCUGCCGCACGUGCGGGGUGCUGCGCUCCAACCAGCUGAGCAUCCGCCAGGAGACACCUAUUUUCCAGUUCUAUGAGCCGCUGCUGCAGGACAGGGUGCACUGGCUGACCACCACUCGCACCUUCUCGGACCUGCCGGAGAAGGUGCGGUGGGCGCAGGAGAACGACGAGGAGGUGCAGCGGCUGGUGCAGGCGGCCAACCAGUUUGCAACGUACGCGUGCACGUGGACCGGCCGCACUCUCUACUGGGGGCUCAUGCUCGCCAAGUAUUAUGACACGCUGCAGAACCCAGAAGCUAUUACAGAGCCUCCCGUCAAGCAAAUCUGUGAUAAAAGCCCCAUGUUAAAGGCACCACCAAACACGACGGCGGAUCCAGCAUCAGUGAAGUGUGCGGACCCAGACGCCCUCAAGAAGAACCCCGACUGUAUCUUCUUCUGCUCCUCCGGCACCAUCAACCACUUCCUCUGGCACAAAGCCGAGGCCCUGGCAGACCUCAAGAAAGUGGGGCCUCCCUGA
This is a messenger RNA of Closterium sp. Yama58-4, 1992 nucleotides long. Lineage: Eukaryota; Viridiplantae; Streptophyta; Zygnematophyceae; Desmidiales; Closteriaceae. The record is from the annotation of a GenBank genome assembly.